Cucumis sativus (cucumber) is the source of this 3296-nucleotide messenger RNA. Its product is annotated as microtubule-associated protein TORTIFOLIA1. The record is from RefSeq and is a predicted model, not a curated record. Gene Ontology annotation, cellular component: cortical microtubule, transverse to long axis. The transcript has 6 exons. Gene Ontology annotation, biological process: multicellular organism development; circumnutation; unidimensional cell growth. NCBI's taxonomy places the organism in Eukaryota, Viridiplantae, Streptophyta, Magnoliopsida, Cucurbitales, Cucurbitaceae. The coding region runs from base 376 to 3156 and encodes 926 amino acids. Gene Ontology annotation, molecular function: microtubule binding.
ACCCCCAUUAUUAACAACUCCAUUUCUUCAAGGAAAGAACAAUGCUAUGACUUCAUAUGGCUAUAAUGGGCCUCGUAGAAUUAUCCAAAUUCCAAGAAACAAAAUCCUGGAAUCUUGCAGAGAAAAAGGGGAUGGCGAGACAGUUAAAACAGUCAUACAUGUCUCGUUUUGCUUUCAAUUCGUAAAAAGCUUCGUGAUUUUAGCCCUCAUUUCAACUUUGAUUGCUGACCCACAAGACUUGUUUCUUACUUCUUCCCCACCCUCCCUCCAUUUCUGUCUCUCUCAAGCUUUCCACCUUCCUUCUUCAACUGCAUUUUUGUUCCUUGACCUCCAUUGAAGCUCUGAAUCCUGUCUCCGCCGUUGGGCUUGUUCAGAAUGAGUUCUCAAGCACCCAAAUCGUCGAGACCUUCAAAACCCCCAAAUCAAUCGCCACCCACAUCCAGAUCCUCGGCCUCUUCUCUAUCUUCCCAUCUCGCCAUGGUUGAACUCAAGCAAAGGAUUCUUACCGCUCUCUCUAAGCUUGCCGAUCGAGACACCCACCAGAUCGCCAUUGACGACCUGGAGAAAAUUAUCCAGUCCAUUUCCCCGGAAGCUAUUCCUAUGCUCCUCAAUUGCCUCUACGACUCCUCUGCUGACCCGAAACCCGCUGUGAAGAAAGAGUCAUUGCGGCUUCUAACUGUUGUUUGUGCUUCCCAUAGUGAUUCUACUUCCACCCAUUUAACUAAAAUUAUAGCUCACAUCAUAAGAAGGGUUAAAGAUUCUGAUUCUGGAGUGAAGGAUUCGUGUAGAGAUGCCAUUGGUGCACUGUCGGCGCAGUACUUGAAAGGGGAUAGUUCUGGCGGUGGUGAUAAUGGAGGUCUUGGGUCUGUGGUAGCAUUAUUUGUUAAGCCACUGUUUGAGGCAAUGGGAGAACAAAACAAGGGCGUUCAAUCUGGGGCUGCAUUGUGUAUGGCUAAGAUGGUGGAGUGUGCGGCCAGCCCACCCAUCAUGGCCUUUCAGAAGCUUUGCCCCAGGAUCUGUAAGUUGCUCAACAAUCCAAACUUUUUGGCAAAGGCUUCACUCCUCCCUGUGGUAUCCAAUUUAUCACAGGUCGGUGCUAUUGGACAACAGAGUUUGGAAAAUUUGCUACCAAGUAUUCAUGAGUUACUUGGGAGCACUGACUGGGCGACGCGCAAGGCAGCAGCUGAUGCACUAAGUGCAUUAGCAUUGCAUUCAAGCAAUUUCAUUACGGAUGGAGGUGCUUCCACUUUUGCAGUACUUGAGGCUUGUCGUUUUGACAAGAUAAAACCUGUUCGAGACAGCAUGACAGAGGCACUGCAACUGUGGAAAAAACUUGCUGGUAAAACAGAUGGUGCUGCAGAAAGUCAAAAUGCAUCUCAAGACGGUGAAAGCCAUGAACCAGCGGAGUUGUCUCAAAAGUCUGACAUGACAACUGCAAAUUCCCCUCAGGGAGGGAGGUCACUAGACAAAGAUAAAUCUGAGGAACCUAUCCCUGUAUUGAAUUCAGCUUUGAAAACCAAAUGUGGUAGUAUUUCAGAUAAAGCGGCUGUAAUAUUGAAGAAGAAAGUACCUGCUUUAACUGACAAAGAGUUGAACCCGGAAUUCUUUCAGAAACUCGAAACUAGAGGAUCUGGGGAUUUGCCUGUGGAGGUGGUUCUUCCUCGCAGACAUGCCAAUUCUUCAAACACAAAUGAUGAGAAAUCAGAGCCUGAUAAUUCAACUGCAGGGGGAAGAUCAACUCGUGUUGAAAACACCAACACAGAUGAUUUUCAAAGAGCAUUCAAUAAGUUUCGUGACUCCGAAAGAGCUCAAAUGGCUAAGAUGCGGGAUUAUGAUGAUCUUGAGCGAGAUAAAUGGCAUGAGGGGAAAAUAAAUGGACGAGACUCCCGAACAAGAGCAUACAAUGUGAAUGAUCAAAAUGACGUAUCUCAGCGGGAAUCUUCUGGUGCUCGUUCGGACUUCUCCAAAAUGGAUGCCCAAUCGGAAAGUUCCUUCAUAAAUAGCAAGGGAAGUUGGUCCGCUAUCCAGAGGCAGCUAUUGCAGUUGGAGAGGCAACAGGCGCAUUUGAUGAACAUGCUGCAGGAUUUCAUGGGAGGCUCUCAUGAUAGCAUGAUAACUUUGGAAAACAGAGUCCGUGGACUUGAGAGAGUUGUCGAAGACAUGGCACGUGAUUUAUCCGUGUCAUCUGGUAGGAGAGGGAACUUUCCUCUAGGAUUUGAAGGAUCGUCUAAUAGGCAUCUAGGCAAGUAUAGUGGAUUUUCGGACUAUCCGGUUGCCAAGUUUGGACGAAACAAUGAUGGAAGAGUUCCUUUUGGAGAGAGGUUUGUUCAAUCAGAAGGAAUUGGUGCAAACAUGAGAGGAAGGAGUGCUGCAUGGAGGCCUGAUAUGAAUGAAACUUGGGAUUAUCCUGCUUACAUGUCGAGAAAUGGGCAGAUGGGAUCUAAGAGAUCUCUAGAUGCCAGCAUCGACAAUAGGUCAUCUAAAUCAGAACAGGAAAGCGACCAAGGUGGUAACAGAAGAGCAUGGGAUAAAGGUGCUGGACCUUUAAGACUUGGUGAGGGGCCAUCUGCAAGAAGUGUUUGGCAAGCAUCAAAAGACGAAGCAACCUUAGAAGCCAUUCGGGUAGCUGGGGAAGACAACGGAAUAUCUAGGACUCCGAAAGUGGCCAUUCCUGAAUUGACUGCCGAAGCAUUGGUAGAGGACAAUGCUGGUCAAGAACGGGAUCCAGUAUGGACUUCUUGGACUAAUGCAAUGGAUGCCCUUCAGGCAGGGGAUAUGGACAUGGCUUAUGCUGAAGUUCUUUCUACUGGAGACGACAUCUUGCUCAUAAAGCUAAUGGAAAGAACUGGGCCUGCGGUUGACCAAAUCUCAAAUGAGAUAGUCAUUGAGAUUUUCCGUGCCGUGGGACAAUUUCUACUCGAGCAGAACUUGUUUGACAUAUGUUUAUUUUGGAUUCAACAGUUGGUAGAAAUUGUUUUGGACAAUGGACCUGACUGUGUGGGGAUUCCUAUGGAAGUGAAGAAAGAACUAUUGUUAAAUUUUCAUGAAGCAUCUUCAACAAUGGAUCCACCUGAAGAUUGGGAAGGUGCUUUACCUGACCAACUUUUGUCGCAGUUGGCCUCUGCUUGGAGAAUUGAUAUUGGACAACUCCAAUAGAUACUAUUUGUAAACUCUUUUUUGCUGAAUGGAUGAACUAAAUUCUUUUGUAUAAGCAAUAGUUUUCUUCCCAUUCAAAAUGAAUUGAAAAUGGGAUAUAUAUUGGUUUGUUCAGGAAAUGGUUUUCAGAUUUUUUUUUC